AUCCACUAGCGUUCGCCGAGUGGCGUCACCAGCGGUACUGUAAUGACGAUUGCAGCAAGAGGAUGACAGCUUAGAAAGAAGAGGGCAAUGGGGCUUCCUCCCAGAGGCGGUGCGGCACAGACCAGCGCUCGCAUCACAAGGUGACCCUAGCUCCCCACCGCCACCUCCGCGAGCGCCGUCUACACCGCGCUUGGCUGCUCCGCGCCCGCCUAGUCUUCCGGCCUCUUUUGCUCCUUUUUGCAGCCAGUAUCUAUCUGGUCGCUGGGGUCCCAGGAAGCCUGGGGUUAGGAGCUUACGUGGGGCUUUCCCCCUCCCCCUCUCCGGAGAGCCCAGGGAUGGAGAGCCGGAAGGACAUGGUUAUGUUUCUGGAUGGGGGUCAGCUUGGCACUGUGGUUGGCAAGAGGGUCUCCAAUUUGUCCGAAGCCGUGGGCAGCCCGCUGUCAGAACCUCCAGAGAAGAUGGUGCCCCAUGGUUGCUUGAGCCCGCGAGCUGGCCCUCCGGCCGGGCGGGAGCGCAACGGGGGAGGCCCGGAGGAGGAGUCAGUCGAUGGACUCGCAGGCAGUGCUGCAGGGCUGGGCGCUGAGCCACGGGCUGCCGGAGCGGCCAUGCUCGGCCCGGGACCCCCGGUCCCCUCCACCGACAGCCUCUCCGGCCCGGGGCAACCUAGUAGCUCAGACACCGAGUCGGAUUUCUAUGAAGAAAUCGAGGGUCAGGUUCCGAGGCACUGGGAGGCAGUCCUAACAGCGGCAGUGAGGUCCCCAAGAGUAACGGUGGUGGCGGCAGCAGCAGCUCACAAGGCACCCUGGCCUGCAGCGCCAGCGACCAGAUGCGCCGGUACCGUACCGCUUUCACCCGAGAGCAGAUUGCGCGGCUAGAGAAGGAAUUCUACAGGGAGAACUACGUAUCAAGGCCGCGGAGAUGCGAGCUGGCAGCAGCCCUAAAUCUUCCGGAAACUACCAUCAAGGUGUGGUUCCAGAACCGACGCAUGAAGGACAAGCGCCAGCGGCUGGCCAUGACGUGGCCGCACCCGGCUGACCCCGCUUUCUACACGUACAUGAUGAGUCACGCGGCGGCCGCGGGCGGCCUGCCCUACCCCUUCCCGUCGCACCUGCCCCUGCCCUACUACUCGCCGGUGGGCCUGGGCGCCGCCUCCGCCGCCUCCGCCUCGCCCUUCAGCGGCCCGCUGCGCCCGCUCGACACCUUCCGCGUGCUCUCGCAGCCCUACCCGCGACCCGAACUGCUGUGCGCCUUCCGCCACCCGCCCCUGUACCCCGGGCCGGCGCACGGACUGGGCGCCUCGGCCGGUGGCCCCUGCUCCUGCCUUGCCUGCCAUAGCGGCCCGGCCAACGGGCUGGCGCCUCGGGCCGCUGCCGCCUCGGACUUCACUUGUGCCUCCACCUCCCGCUCAGACUCCUUCCUCACAUUCGCGCCCUCGGUGCUCAGCAAGGCCUCCUCCGUCGCGUUGGACCAGAGGGAGGAGGUGCCCCUCACUAGAUAA
Messenger RNA from Nannospalax galili (Upper Galilee mountains blind mole rat), 1498 nucleotides. It is a transcript of the gene Evx1, whose product is annotated as even-skipped homeobox 1. NCBI's taxonomy places the organism in Eukaryota, Metazoa, Chordata, Mammalia, Rodentia, Spalacidae. Gene Ontology annotation, molecular function: RNA polymerase II cis-regulatory region sequence-specific DNA binding; DNA-binding transcription factor activity, RNA polymerase II-specific. Gene Ontology annotation, biological process: regulation of transcription by RNA polymerase II. The record is from RefSeq and is a predicted model, not a curated record. The transcript is spliced from 3 exons. Gene Ontology annotation, cellular component: nucleus. Bases 827 to 1498 code for a protein of 223 amino acids.